This is a messenger RNA of Symbiodinium natans, 3042 nucleotides long. The record is from the annotation of a GenBank genome assembly. Lineage: Eukaryota; Dinophyceae; Suessiales; Symbiodiniaceae.
AUGACGAAGUCGCGGGUAGGGCGGCGGCCUGACGGUCCGGAGGAUGCGAAUCCCAUGAACCGUCGACUGCCCGCAGAGGUCGUGAGCAGACGAAAAGGCAACGAGCAGAGAGUAGGGCCUGGGAAGGGAGCGAAGGAGGAAGCAGCGCCAAGCAACGUCCCAACUGAUCUGAAGCAGGUUCUCGCCAUGAAGCCCGAUGCCCGCGUGAAGUGGUUGGCAAGAGCUGUGCAACAGGCACACCCACAGGAUGGUCGUUUGGCGCCCAAGUCCAUUUACGACAUCAUCGCGCAUGCCAAGUUUGCCAAUGACGUAAGCGAGAAGUCUGGCCAGCGCAUGUAUCGCGUGGUGCACGCCAACCUGUCACUCUUCUCCACCCGGCAGCAGAAGUUUCUCGAGAAGGAGUGCGCGCUGGCAAAGCAGUUCGCUGCCUCGGCCUUUUCCGCAGCUCAAGCCGAAGACGAGGAUAAGACAGCUGCUGCCAUGGAGGACAUGAUGGCUCGCUGCCGCGCUUUCGUGCGCGAACGUCAAAGCGAACGUGGAGAGAGGAAUGACAAAGAAGGCAAUGAGGAGGGUGAGCAGGACGAGGCAGAGGCGGCAGCCGAGCCGGCAGACUUGCAGACCCAUGCCGAGCCACUGGAGCCCUCAGAGCCAAGGACAGAAGAUGCGAAGGUGGUCACCGCCGAGGCAGCUGUCCCUGCGCGAGAGGCCAGCAAGAGCCGCAGCGAUGGCGGCGACCAAGAUCACAGUCAGGUGCCUGCAGUAGAACAUUCAGAGCCACAGGAAGAGAAGUCGCCGGUCAAGGUCAAAGGCAUCACCGAAAAAAUAGCAGAGGCCGCCAAAGCAGAGGAUGCGAAGGAAAGAGAAGCAAAGGCCAAGAAGGACAAAGUGAAAGGCAAAAUCAAAGGCAAAUCAGACAAGAAUGGCUACAAAGACAAGGAUGCCGCCAGUGUCGAGGACAAGCCCAAGAGUAAGGCGAAGACCAGGGAGAAGGAUCGGAAGAGCAGAAGCGGCCGAAAGAAGCACGGGCGGCACAGUGCAGCAUCCUCCAGCGGCAGCAACAGGGACCGAAGCAAGUCCCGAAGCCGCAGCCAUCGCAGAGAUGCCAAGCGCAAAGUGAAAGGCAAAUCGAACCACUCCGACCACUCCUCUGACUCUGCAAGGACCGUGUCGGAGAUGAAGGGAUGUGGUUCCAUUGUGAUGUCUUCCAUGUAUGUCCCUGUCACCUGCUGUGCGUUUGAGCGCGAAAGGGAGCAGGCGUUCUGCACAGAUUGGGUCUUCUUUUAUUCUAAGGGGCUACGCCCAGGGACGGGCAACGAAACGCAGGAGAAGUACCUCAAGCUCCAGAUCUCAAUGCGGGGGCGGCAGUUCCAAGACGGCGAGACCAAUGUGCAAUACUCGAUCCUCCAGACGAAGAAGGAGGCUCAGUCUACUCGACUCAUUUCUUGUGUGGCACUUCUCUUCGCAGCCUGCUCGGCUUGCUCCAUGUACGUGCUACUCCGAAAUUCAGACUCGCACGCAGAGUUUCCAGAGGGGACGGAGGUGAUUCGGCCGGGUUGGGCUUGGACCACCGUCCCAGCGGUGGUGCGCGAAGAAGCGUCGAUGGAGUCGACGAAGGUGGCAGUGAUCCCGGCAAAGACACGGGUUCUUGUUUCGGAACUACGAGGCGUGCGGGCGAGGAUCGCGGAGCCCAUUGAAGGUUGGAUUUCCUGUGUCUCUGACGGCCGACAGAUAGUAACGCUGAAGGAAGUGGAUGAGGAGCUGAACGCGCUUCGAGAGAAGCUUCUGGGCCAGCAGAAGGUUCAACGACAAGUGGAUGCAGCCCUCAAGAAGCGGAAGGAAACAAAAGGAGUUCCCCAACCACAGCCACGCAAGAAGGCUGCCGAGCAAGUGACCGGUGAAGCACAUGCCACUGCAUUACAAGAGAAGGAUUUCAUGGAAGAGCCGGAUCAGCUGCUUCGACGCCACUUCCUUGUCCCGCUGUUGGAGCUCUGGAGUGCGUGGCAGGGUGGUGCCCCAGCUUGGGCCUUGAGCAACGACGAGCAGCUUGUCACAUCCCUCUUCGAGCGUGUAACUCCUGGGGUUGUCUCCAUCGCUCGCGAGCCACCUCCGAAGGACACGCUGGGAGAGAAACCAUCUGCGGGAAUUGCAGGCUCUGGUUUUGUUUGGGACCAGAAGCACGUCGUGACAAACUACCAUGUCAUCAACGAGCUUCAAACGCCAUAUGUGACCUUCCUCCUGAAGGACGGCUCAGGCUCCAAGCGGCUAAGCUAUCAAGCUCAAAUUGUCGGUUACGAUGCUACAAGUGAUGUGGCCGUCUUGAAAGUGGGUAGUCGGGACGGCAUAAAGCCAGACACCCCAAAAGGCCUCAUGCAACCUCUUAAUCGUGGUCGGUCUGACCGGCUGUUGGUGGGCCAGAAUGUCUUCGCUUUCGGAAACCCCUUCGGCUUGGAGCAUUCACUCAGCCGUGGGAUCAUCAGCGGAGUGUCUCGGAGACUCGAGGGUGCUGGAGGAAGGCCAAUAAGUGGAGUCAUCCAGACGGAUGCUAGCAUCAAUCCAGGAAACAGCGGAGGUCCAUUGCUCAACAGCGAUGGCGAGGUGAUCGGAGUCAACACGGCCAUCCUUUCCGGCAGCGGCAUGUUUGCAGGAGUUGGCCUGGCCAUCCCGAUCGACACGGUCUACAAGAACGUAGAGAGCAUCAUUUCCAAAGGCUUCGUAAAGCGCCCCUUGCUUGGCAUUGUCUUCGCACCAGACGUCAUGGACCAAGAGUUGCAGCUCAAUGGCAUCAUGGUGAUGAAGGUAGUCCCAGACGGACCAGCAGCCAACGCCGGUGUUCGUGCAAUGCGAGGCGGUCGAUUGGGAGAUGUGGUAAUUGCGAUGGAUGGAAAGCGCGUGUCUACCACGGAUGACUUGUUCGGCAUGCUGGAGCAGAGAGCGCCGGGCGACACAGUGAAGCUGACAGUCCAGCGAGCUGGCGCCGAUGUUGACAGCGAGAAGCCAGAAGAGCUGGACCUGCCAAUCAAGCUCGGGCAGGCUGCCGAGUGA